Messenger RNA from Penicillium salamii, 1536 nucleotides. The record is from the annotation of a GenBank genome assembly. Lineage: Eukaryota; Fungi; Ascomycota; Eurotiomycetes; Eurotiales; Aspergillaceae.
AUGCUGCUUCUUCCUUUUACCGGACUGCUCCUUUCAGGAUUGGCAUCUGCCAAUUCUGGCAAUAUCAAUGCCUCAUCAACUCAGACGGGGCUCCUUACUACUUCCUCCGGUACCCUACAAGUUCCCAACGGCGCUUCAUGUGCUUGUGCAAAGCUCUCUCGAUUGAUUCCGGGAACCGUGAUUCUGCCUGGGUCAUCGAACUAUACUACCCAAACCGUCGAUACGUACUGGGAUAUCCGUGCAAACCUCUCACCCGCAUGUGUGAUCGUCCCUCAUUCUGUUACUGAGGUCUCUCAAGCACUCAAGAUUAUCAGUGCCUGCGGCUCGCAGUUUGCUGUUCGUGGCGGAGGCCAUAUGAACUACCCUGGAUCCAACAACAUUGAUGCUGGGGUUUUAAUCGCUAUGUCGAAUUUGAACUCGGUCAACGUCAAGAAAGACAGUGUAGAGGUUGGCCCUGGUCUCAACUGGUACCAGGUGUACUCUGCGCUCGAGCCCUAUGGCCGUGUCUGCAUUGGUGGCCGUAUGAAGACGAUUGGUGUUCCUGGUCUGACCUUGAUCGGCGGCUUCCAUUACUUCAACAACAAGUAUGGAUAUGCUAUGGACAAUGUCAUCAGCUACGAACUUGUCCUCGCCAAUGGCACGCAGAUUUCAGUCACUAAAGACUCACACGCCGACCUCUUCUGGGCACUGAAGGGCGGUGCAAACAAUUUCGGAAUCGUCACAAAGUUCGAGCUCAAGACUUACGCUAUGCCGAAAGUAAGCACUACCAUCCAGGUUUUCAAUGAGACACACAUCCCUCAGUACCUCUCUGCUGUUUGCGAAGCUGCCAAGCUGGACGACAAGGAUCCCAUUGCCGCUGGCAUGAUUGCAACUGUUUCCUACAAUGCCACCACGAAGGUCGCACAAGGAUCCCUCUUGGGCGUUCAGGAAGGAGCUAGCAAGCCUCCUUCUCAGUUCUCCAACUUCACCAAAAUCCCUGCUACAAUGAGAAUCAACAAUGUCACAUCUAUGGAGAAUUGGGCCAAGACACUUGAUUCCCCCAAACAGAUGAUGAGGGUUCAAUUCUCGCACCGCACUAUGAAGCCUGAUGCCAAGGUUCUUUACACCAUCUACCAGGCAUGGAAGGCUGCUGUCGACAAGAUCGCCGAUGUUCAGGGUCUUUAUCCAACCUUUGUCACCAACGUCAUCUCUCCUUCUUCUGUGCGAGUGGCGAAGACCAACGGUGUGGGCAACGUUUGGGGUCUUGAAGAAGAGCCUCUUAUUAUUUGGCAAUUCAGCACUGGCUGGGACCUGGCUCAGGAUGAUAUUCGUAUGGAAGCUUGGUCUCGUCAAUUGACCGAGCAUCUUCACGGCAUCAACAAAGAGUUGGGCAUUUCUUCCGAGUUUGUUUACAUGGGCGAUGCUGGUGAAUGGCAGGAUCCUUACCUUGGCUUCCCCACUGAGAAUGUGGCUCGCUUGAGGAAGGUCAGAUCUGCCUAUGACCCUGCUGGGGUGUUUUCCACCCUUAGCUGGGGAGGGUUCAAGCUUGGUUUGUAG